CUCGGCAGUAACUCCAGCCCCGCCGGGAGGAGCGUCUGUGGUCCCGGGAGAGCCACAGCAGCAGCAAGAGCAACAGCCCCGUCCGGAGGUUUCUGCUUUUGUCUGCCCCGGCAAGGUGUGCGGUGACCAGCGCCCGCCCCGCGCCCCGGCUCCCCCGCUCCCGCCCGGCUUUGGGGGAUCGCUGGAGACGCUCGUGUUUCUCCACAAACUGUGUUGAUAAGCGACUGUUGAAAAGGGCUGGGAAAAUUACAUCUCAUCUCUGGUGGGGUGAAAUAUGAAACAUGUAAUCUAACGGUUCCUGAAGGAGGGGGGAGAGGGACUUCUCUCCCUCUCUCGCUGUUUUCCUGCUCCGGGUUCCUGGUUGGAUAAUUUGGGUUAAUACUAGUGAGUGAGCCUUUUGCUGCUUCAAAGGGUAUUUCAAGUUGCCGGAGCUCCUCCCCUCCGCACCGUGUGACAACAACAACUCGUCCAGCGAGCGAGCGGCGGCGGCGGCGGCAGCAGCCAGCACUUCCCCGCUCAUUUUCUCUCUGUCAUUCCCCUCUCAAUCUUUGAUCAAUGUACUUGCCAGAGAGAACCGAAGUCCUUCAAACCUCCUCCUUUUCACCUUCGUCUUUAACGUGGUGCUAGAGCAAGGACCACAAAAAGAAACUGCCCUCCCCCUCCCCUCGGCCCCAGCCCCGCCGCCCGGAGCGGACUUCUCCUCCUCCUCCUCCUCCUCCGUCCCCACUUGCGGGACACUUUGUGCGUUCUCUCUCUCACUCUGCCCCCUGCUCUCUCGCUCGCCGCAGCACCUGAUCUGGGGUUAUCCCCCCCUUCUUCUCCCCCCUCCUCCCUUCUCUCCUUUCCUUUUUUUUUUUUUUUAAUAAUUUUUUUUUUAAUUUUACCCCUUUCCCCUGCGUGUGUGUGUGGGAACUUUCCCCCCUCCCCCUGCCCCCUCCGCCGUAUAUGUGACCAUGGCCGUACCGGCUGCUUUGAUCCCUCCGACCCAGCUGGUCCCCCCUCAGCCUCCGGUCUCAACUUCUGCCGCCUGCACCACCACCACCACCACCUCGUCGUCGGCCACCUCGUCGUCGGCCACCUCCUCUCCGUCUCCGUCCAUCGCUCCCCCGCCGGCCGCUUCGGGGACAAACCUAUUCCGGCCGGAGCCCAUCGCAGCGGCGGCGGCGGCAGCGGCGGCCACAGUCACCUCCACCACCAGCGGCGGCGGCGGUAACGGCAGCGGCGGCAGCAGCGGCGGCGGCAGCCCCAGCCUGGGCACCGGCGGCGGCGGCAGCAGCAGCAGCGGCGGCGGCAGCGGCGGCACCUCCACUCCCAAUGCCAGCGCGGCCAGCGCGGCCGGCAGCCUGCCCGGCAAGCCCGUGUACUCGACCCCGUCCCCGGUGGAGAACACCCCCCAGAAUAACGAGUGCAAGAUGGUGGAUCUGAGGGGGGCCAAAGUGGCCUCCUUCACCGUGGAAGGCUGCGAACUCAUCUGCCUGCCCCAGGCUUUCGACCUCUUCCUGAAGCACUUGGUGGGGGGCUUGCACACGGUCUACACCAAGCUGAAGCGGCUCGAGAUCACGCCCGUGGUCUGCAACGUGGAGCAGGUCCGCAUCCUGAGGGGGCUGGGGGCCAUCCAGCCCGGGGUCAACCGCUGCAAACUCAUCUCCAGGAAGGAUUUCGAGACCCUGUACAAUGACUGCACCAACGCCAGUUCUAGACCUGGAAGGCCUCCUAAGAGGACUCAAAGUGUCACCUCCCCAGAGAAUUCUCAUAUCAUGCCACAUUCUGUCCCAGGCCUAAUGUCUCCUGGAAUCAUCCCGCCAACAGGUCUGACAGCAGCAGCUGCAGCAGCAGCAGCUGCCACCAAUGCUGCCAUAGCAGAAGCAAUGAAAGUGAAAAAAAUCAAAUUGGAAGCUAUGUCCAACUAUCAUGCAAAUAAUAACCAGCAUGGAGCAGACUCUGAAAAUGGAGAUCUGAAUUCAAGUGUUGGCAGCAGUGAUGGUUCUUGGGAUAAAGAAAAACUUCAGUCUCCCCCCACCCAAGGAUCACAGGCCUCUGUUAACCACCCCAGCUUGCCUGGACAGCAUAAUGUUCCAGUUAGCCAUCCUCUCAACCCUCUUCAACAGAACCACCUUCUGCCAAAUGGGUUGGAACUUCCUUUUAUGAUGAUGCCCCACCCGCUGAUUCCCGUGAGCCUACCUCCAGCCUCUGUCACGAUGGCAAUGAGCCAGAUGAACCACCUCAGCACCAUCGCCAACAUGGCAGCAGCAGCACAAGUGCAGAGCCCUCCCUCCAGAGUGGAGACAUCUGUUAUUAAGGAACGUGUUCCAGACAGCCCUUCUCCUGCUCCUUCUCUUGAAGAGGGCCGAAGACCUGGCAGCCAUCCAUCCUCUCAUCGAAGCAGCAGCGUGUCCAGUUCUCCUGCACGGACCGAGAGCUCUUCAGACAGAAUCCCAGCUGUCCAUCAGAACGGGCUCUCUAUGAACCAAAUGCUGAUGGGUUUGUCACCUAAUGUCCUGCCUGGACCUAAGGAGGGUGAUCUGGCUGGUCAUGAUGUGGGACAUGAGACAAAAAGAAUACACAUUGAGAAAGAUGAGACCCCGCUCUCCACACCAACCGCAAGAGACAGCCUUGACAAACUUUCUCUAACUGGGCAUGGGCAACCACUACCUCCGGGUUUUCCAUCUCCUUUUCUAUUCCCUGAUGGAUUGUCCUCCAUAGAGACCCUUCUGACUAACAUCCAGGGUCUACUAAAGGUUGCUAUAGAUAAUGCCAGAGCUCAAGAGAAACAAGUCCAGCUGGAAAAAACAGAGCUGAAGAUGGAACUCUUCAGGGAACGAGAACUGAGGGAAACGCUUGAAAAACAGUUGGCUGUGGAGCAGAAGAACAGAGCAAUAAUUCAGAAAAGGCUAAAGAAGGAAAAGAAGGCAAAGAGGAAAUUGCAGGAAGCACUUGAAUUUGAGACUAAACGACGAGAGCAAGCAGAGCAAACACUGAAACAGGCAGCUUCAACAGAUAGUCUCAGGGUCCUAAAUGACUCUCUGACCCCAGAGAUAGAAGCUGACCGCAGCGGGGGCAGAACAGAUGCUGAAAGGACAAUACAAGAUGGAAGACUUUAUUUGAAAACUACUGUCAUGUAUUGAAUUUUUCCUGCUGAAAAUACGUGUGCUACGGUAAAGAACGUUGCAGUAAGACAUUGGCUCAUAAGGAGUUCUGUGGAAACAAAACAUUUUCAAACCAACUUCCUCAACUUCAUUUAUCAAUGUUCUUCAAAAAUGUAAAGAAUUCUACAAGAGUGUCCUCCUUUGGUUAUCUCCUAUGGCUCAACCUGGAGAUCUAGAGAAUGUUUGUAAAUGUACAGUAGCACUGUUCUCACAGCGAAAAUCUGCAUCUCUGCACCGGACUAUUGUAUCCAAAAUUACAGGCGGUCAGAACAAGGCUGAGUAUUCCCUUUUUCAAGGAAUGCAGACUUUCUCCUCCUCUGAUGAUUCUAUAUUUGAGCACAUCCAAUGAUCCUUCCAGCGGUGUCCAAGUACACUUACAGACUGUUACACCAUACCGAAACCAGCAAGACAGCUCAGAAAUGAACUUGUAGAGGGCAUAAGAGGAUUCUUAUUUAAAAAAAAAAAAAAAAAAAAAAAAAAAAAGGAAAAAAAAAAAGGUAAAAGAAGAAAAAAUUGAUACAUUCAGUUUUCAAACAAUGAUCGUGGGUUUUUCUUCUAAAGACAUUUUUCCACAUGCUUUCCAAGAGACCAACACAUAUAUGUAAGACUACAUUAAGUGAAAUGGAAUUUUGUGUAAGUGAAAAGAAAUGCUGAAUGUAAACAAGCUGUUUUACCAUUCACAAAGUCUCUUUUCCUAAAAUAAAAUUUAAAAAAAUAAAAAGAAUAAUAAUUUCUCAUUGUAAACUGGCAGGGGUUUAUGAAAUAAAAGACUUUGCUUCUUAUCAAAAUGUUGGUCACAUGUACAGUAUAUAACACAAAUCACACAAGGAAGGUAUUAUGUAUGCAGUAGAAAUCUAGAGUUUAGGAAAUGAAACUUUUAGAUAAUAUUGUUUUGUCACCCUGUUGGUCAGAAAGACACCUUUCUAGUUUUAACGCAUGCAGGCAUGUAAAUAUUUGUCCUGGAGUCACAGUAUUACUGAAUGAGAUCUUAAGCAUCUGGUAACAAGUCAGAAUUCUGUAUCAGCCACUUUUAUUUGUAUAUUGAGCCCUGGUUAGUGCCCUGACUAGUGCACUUUUAAGAAUGGACUGUGGCUGAGCAGCAAGUCAAAAUGCCAGAAAUAUUUUUAUAUGUUAAUGUCAUAUUACGUCAAUGUUGCUAAAAAAAAGAAAACCUAACAAACACUUGAUGUAUCAGUCCAAUUCCACGUAGAACUGAGUGAUACAGUUAAAGUCUAUUGUCCCUCCCACCUUGUCUUAGGGAUGGAUGGUUAUGUGUUACUUUCACUGUCUUUAUGAAAGCUACAAUAUGUGUUUUCACCUUUGUGCUGAUAACUGGAAGUAAGCUGCAAAACACUGCUUAUUACAUUACUAAAAAUUAUGUUCUUUGCUUUGCAUACUUUUGGGUUACCCCUUUAAAGACUGAUUUUGUGAAUCAGUGCUAUUACUGUAAGUUUUGUGAUUAUGCUUUCUUCAUCUAAUGUUUUAUGCAUAUAAAAUAUUAUUUAUUACACGGAAACAUAUCAAAACCUUAAAUGUCUAACUUAAAGCAAAUAUUUCUUUAAAAGUAGCUCUGAUUGGAUAUUAAUAUUAUUUUGUCCAAAAAAUAAUCUAAUGUUUUGUAAAGUCUAGCACUGAGCUUCUAUAGUUUGUAGGUCUUCCUCGCAAUACUGGUACACAUUUAUUUUGUGCAGUUCAUAUUUACUCCACCACAAUCCUUUUUUAACAAUAGAAAGAUGUAUAUACAAGUUCACAUCACAGUAAUUUUUUAAAGAAAUAUUGAGCAAUAUUUUUCAUUAAAUAUUGUUGUCUAAUACUUUGUAGUGAUGUUGUUUUCUAACCAUGAUUCCUUCAUGAUUGUCAUAGUUGCUUAAACACACAUGGGAUUCUGUACUCCAGUUUUUUCAUAUGCAGUCUUUAAAGGGUUAACAGCUGUAAAGUUAGAUGGACUUGUGGCAAGCUUUUGAAUCAUUCAUAUCUGAAAGAGAAUUAAAAGCCUACAACUGAAAUAUGUACUAGCAUUUACCAUUGCUCUGCUCCUUGCAUAGAGUCACCUGUAAGUAGGUUUAGUAGUUUUACAGUAUAUUCUUUCAAGACCUUUGGGAAUGCCUCAGUGUUUGGCUUGGUACAUAAACAGAAGUGUUAAGGAUUAAAGGGGAACCAAUUUAUGAGCUGGAUGUUUAGAAAGAAUCUUGCUAAAAACAGUGUAAAUAUUACAGACCAUGAGAUGUUACCGUAAGUUGAAGUUUUUUGCCCCUCUUUAGUUUUACAGGUUUUGGGUUGGUAUUUUGGUUUUGGGUUUUGAUUUGGAUUUUUUUUUUUUUUUGCAUAGAUUAUGAAGAAAAGUUGUCCUCAUGUUAUUGUUUAUAUGCUUUUGUAAUCUUAAAGAUAUUAAUGUCUAGUUGUUCUAUAUUAUAACCAUAUUUGCGCUCUAUGCAAGCCCUUGGAACAGAACAUACUCAUCUUCAUGUAGGACCUAUGAAAAUUGUCUAUUUUUAUCUAUAUAUUUAAAGUUUUCUAAAAAUGAAAAAAGGUUAUUACGAAUUUUGUUGUACAAAAUCUGUACAAAAAUCUGUUUUUACAUCAUAAUGCAAGAAUUGGAAAUUUUUCUAUGGUAGCCUAGUUAUUUGAGCCUGGUUUCAAUGUGAGAACCACGUUUACUGUUAUUGUAUUUAAUUUUCUUUUCUUUUCAACAAUCUGCUAAUAAAACUGUCUGAAAUCUCCCUGUGACUUUAUUUACAGCUCAUCUUUAUUAAAUUUUCUGAAAUGUAUAACAUCAGAGGAAUAUUUACUUUCUAAUGGGAGGCAUCUAAAAACAAC
This is a messenger RNA of Onychostruthus taczanowskii (white-rumped snowfinch), 5963 nucleotides long. It is a transcript of the gene DACH1, whose product is annotated as dachshund family transcription factor 1. The transcript has 12 exons. The record is from RefSeq and is a predicted model, not a curated record. Lineage: Eukaryota; Metazoa; Chordata; Aves; Passeriformes; Passeridae. The coding region runs from base 954 to 3125 and encodes 723 amino acids.